Molecule: messenger RNA, 1683 nt
Organism: Prunus armeniaca (apricot)
Lineage: Eukaryota; Viridiplantae; Streptophyta; Magnoliopsida; Rosales; Rosaceae
Source: the annotation of a GenBank genome assembly
AUGGACGCCAAGCAAUCGAAACGCCCGAAACCGAAGCUCGAUCGCCGAAACGCCAUGAGGAACAUAGACUACGACGCCUCAACCUCCUCCUCUUCUUCUCCUUCUUCUUCUUCCUUCGGCCAUGGCUCCCCCUCUAUCAGAACUCGCUCUCUGGACCACUCACCUCUCUCUGACCACCAACCCAGCUUCCGCGUCAGAGGCAUUGAGGGCGAAUUCGACCUCAUCUGCCGCAGCCUUGGGCUUUCCGGCCCCGAAGACUUCUCCAUCCCAAUCGCAGCCUGGGAGGCCCAGCGAGCUCGCUCUUCUUCCUCCCACUUCCCACCUCGCUCUCGCCUCCGCCAUGAAAGCCAUCUUGAAUUGCCAGACAGAGCGGAAAGCGGCGCCGUUUUGGAGAAAUCCGAAGUUAGGGUUAGGCUAGACAAUGAAAUUAGAGCUUCGAAUUCGGCGAAGUUUGGGGGAAAUGCCAGAAAGGGUGGUGGUAGUGGAGGAAUUAAAGGUCUGCGCCCGCCUCCGGUUGUAUUGAAAUUUUUUUCUCCUCAAGACCAUAUUGGUGUAGCAGAUUCGCCCAUUCGUGUUGGUGAUGUGAGGUAUUCGGAUGAAGAAGAGGACCUUGUAAAUGAAGCAAAUGGUGAGAGGGAAGUGAUAGAUGAAGCGAGUUUUGGAAAGGGCAAUGAUUUGUCUGAUGAUUCUUUGUCAUCUGGCUUAUCUCCAUCCAAUAAUGAAAAUGAAAAUGAAAGUGUUGGUUUUGAUGCUACUUCUAGAGCAAAGCUGGAGCCAAUCCAUAGUAUUUUUUCGCCAAAUGGGAAAUUCAGACGCAGUGUUUCGUCAUCGUGGCAAAAGGGUCACCGUUUGGGAAGUGGUUCGUAUGGAACUGUGUACGAAGGCUUUACUGAUGAUGGAUUCUUUUUUGCUGUAAAGGAGGUUUCUUUACUGGAUCAAGGAAGCCAUGGCAAGCAGAGCCUUAUCCAACUUGAGCAGGAGAUUCAUCUUUUGAGUCAGUUUGAACAUGACAACAUAGUUCAAUAUCUUGGCACAGACAAGGAUGAAACUAAGCUCUAUAUCUUCCUUGAGCUUGUAACAAAAGGCUCACUUGCAAAUCUCUAUGAAAAGUAUCUGUUGAGGGAUUCUCAAGUUUCUGUGUUCACAAGGCAGAUUUUGAGUGGGCUGACAUAUCUUCAUGAUCGUAAUGUGAUUCACAGAGAUAUCAAAUGUGCUAAUAUAUUGGUGGAUGCAAGUGGAUCUGUGAAACUUGCAGACUUUGGGUUAGCCAAGGCAACCAAAUUGAAUGACGUGAAAUCCUGCAAAGGGACUGCUUAUUGGAUGGCUCCGGAGGUUGUUAAUCAAAAGAAUCGUGGCUAUGGGCUUGCAGCUGACAUAUGGAGCCUUGGAUGUGCUGUGUUAGAGAUGUUAACCCGUCGGCCUCCAUACUCUCACCUGGAAGGCAUGCAAGCAUUAUUUCAGAUUGGCAGGGGUGAACCUCCUCCAGUUCCUGAUUCGCUAUCAACGGAUGCACGAGAUUUCAUUUUCAAAUGUUUACAAGUUAACCCUUAUAAUCGACCUACUGCAGCUCAGCUAUUGAACCAUCCUUUUGUUAAAAGGUCGCCCCAAACUUCCUCUGGCCCUGCUUCUCCUCAUGCAACAGCUUACGUUCGUGAACACUUUCGCCAACCUUCAGUGCUAUGA